This is a messenger RNA of Marchantia polymorpha subsp. ruderalis, 2050 nucleotides long. The record is from the annotation of a GenBank genome assembly. NCBI's taxonomy places the organism in Eukaryota, Viridiplantae, Streptophyta, Marchantiopsida, Marchantiales, Marchantiaceae.
CUCUGCAGCUUUUCAUUCAUUCUUGCUCUUCUGCAUCAUAUCCCCUUCCGAGCCUUGAAUAAGCGCUACCGUGAUUCAAGCACGUAGCCUGCCCUCGGAGUCCAAUUAAAUAUAUCUAUCGUCCGCUUCUUACUCUCGUCUCUCAUUUUGAUUGCAGUGCUCGGGUACGAUCCGCGUGCACGCCGGGCAAGAAGUCUACUUCCUUUGUGCUUUCGCCACCAUAUCCUCGAAUUCCACACGCUCUUCCGUUCUAGAGCACACUCGAUGGCUCCUCCCUCAAUGGCGUCCAUGCCACUGAUGGGAAUCACGCCCCAGGUUUCAAAUGAGUCCGUCAUACGAAGCUUUGGUCCAGAGCAGAAGAGGAGCUCCGUUACAGCUCCAAUUGGGCUUGCAACCUCUGUCAAGGCGACCACUCCAACGGAGCCAUUGCUGAUUCCUGAAGCUGUGGAGAAGAAAGUUUUCAGUUAUGAGGAGAUUGCCAAGCACAGGAGCGUGGACGAUGCGUGGAUUGUCGUGGAUGGCCAAGUGUACGACGUGACGUACUUUCUCGAGACUCAUCCUGGUGGUCAAGAGUUGAUACUUGAUCACCUGCACGUACGUGAUGCCGGGAAUCUGAUGAGAGGCAAAGAAGAAGAAGAUGGACACAGCCACAGCAAAGCUGCGUUCAAGAUGUUGCAGCAAUUCUCAAUCGGAUCAGUGGAAAACCACCGUGGGCUCCAAACCGAAGAGAAUAUGAAAAAGAGCAACUCGGAUACGAAGAAAUACACCGUCGAUUUAUCGAAGCCAAUUGUUGGACAGGUUGGAUAUCUGGGAGCCGACUACGACGAGUGGGUCCAUGAUCCGAUUGUGUCGAGGGAAAGUCCUCGGUUCUUCGAGAGUGACAUCUCAGAGUUCUUCACAAGGACGCAUUGGUGGGUGAUCCCCCUGAUAUGGGUUCCUGUUGCGUUGGCCAUGGAAGUCUUGGCGGUCAAGAAUGGAGUCACCUAUACCCAACUUCCCGUGCUUAUGAUCGUCGGGGCCAUGAUAUGGACCUUCCUGGAGUAUAUGUUGCACCGGUUCCUUUUUCACAUGAAGACUUCAAGCUUUUGGGGUAACACAUUCCACUACGUCAUUCAUGGCUUUCACCACAAGCAUCCGAUGGAUGGUGCUCGUUUGGUUUUCCCUCCAGCCUUCACCUCGGUGAUCUGCACAAUUAUUUGGGUCGCGCUCGGCCAGUGGUUUGCGCCGUACCCUAUCAAGCUCGCACUAUACGGCGGUGCUCUGUUGACCUACGUUGCAUACGAUUUAACGCACUACUUCCUUCACUUCGGCACUGCCUUCAGCGAUCAAACACGGAAAAUGAAGAGAUACCACUUGAACCACCACUUCAAGGAUCAGACAAACGGAUACGGAAUCACCACGACAACGUGGGACAAAGUCUUCAAAACCCUGCCUGCUGAAAAGCUUUCUGAAGAUUAGUGGCAGAGUAGCCGUCUUUGCUACCACAUGUAAAGUUACUCAGAAUGUCCUCAUAAAUCACGGAGUCAACCUCAGAGAGCUCUUUUCAGUCAAACUAAACCAUGUCGUCUGUGGUUUGUAGUCUUCAACGAAAGUCUGCAAUAGAUAUAUAUAGCGAAAGAACAAAAAUCUGUCAUAACAAUUUAAUUCAUAUUGGAAGAUAACAAUGCCUGUUAUUUGUCAAAGGGGGUGAGAGUGAGCUGCUGUUGUGGUCGGUAUUAUCUCACAAGAAGUAAUAACUUUAGUUUGAUCGAACAGAGUUAACUGAUUCAUCAUACCUGGUACUACCACUUUACAUGCCAUCUCACUGUGGCCCUGUCUAGUGUAGUAAGGGUAGAAGGCGGGUAGUUAGCGAGUGCGGUUUUGCCUUAAGCAAGUCCUCAAGUCAGCUUAGUAAGAAUAUUGUGCUCUUUUCUCGUUUGGACGGAGGGAUGUACAAACCCCGUGCGAAGGGAGUUGGUUCUGAGCAUGAUAUUUGAUGAGAUAAACGUUCAAUCUAUAGAGUGGAAUGUCUGGUGUACCAAAUUUAAGUUGUAUAAAGGAAGUUUAAACC